UCUGUGUGGUCAGCGAACCGAAGCAUGGGGUCCUUUGACUCUCCGUUAUUUACUCGCUAACGUUAAAUGAUGAAAAUGCUGUGUCGAGUGGGGUGAUAUGGUCGAUAUUUGCUGUUUAAUUUAAUUUAACUGUUUUUAAAAACGGAAAUACUAGCUUCUGCGUAACAGCGAACUCUUCUCUGUAUCCUCAUCUCCUCGACCAGCGUCCUGUGAACACUGCUAGCUAUGAUGUGAUUAUAAAUAACAGCCGUCGAGGGAAGUUAUAAUUGGCAUUAUCAUAGCUGAAUGGCUACAAUAGCAGCUUGUCUGCCUUCAUUUAACGCCUGCAUGCUGUUAUUUCGAUAGCCAAUUGCGUCGGGAGGAACCGCUAAGCUAUAUAGUCUUGGCGGAAAUAGCCGAAGAGACUGCAUCCACAGCACCGUAGUUCACGUCCGAAAACAUGUCUUUCUUCAAUUUUCGGAAGAUAUUCAAGUUGGGCCCUGAUAAGAAGAAGAAGCAGUAUGAACAUGUUCAUAGAGAUGUUAACCCAGAGGAAAUAUGGAAUAUCAUUGGAGAGCUGGGAGAUGGAGCCUUUGGGAAAGUGUUCAAGGCUCAGAACAAGCAGAACGGGACCCUCGCUGCUGCCAAGGUUAUUGACACAAAGACGGAAGAUGAAUUGGAGGAUUACAUGGUAGAGAUCGACAUUCUGGCCUCCUGCGACCACCAUCACAUUGUCCAAUUGCUGGAUGCCUUUUAUUUUGAAGGCAAACUUUGGAUUCUGAUUGAGUUCUGUGCGGGUGGUGCAGUGGAUGCCAUCAUGCUGGAACUGGAGAGGCCCCUGACAGAGCCCCAGAUCCGCGUGGUGUGUCGGCAGACCUUGGAGGCCUUGUCUUACCUCCACGAGAACAAAGUCAUCCACAGAGACUUGAAAGCCGGGAACAUUCUCCUCUCCUUGGAUGGAGAAGUGAAACUGGCUGACUUCGGGGUAUCUGCUAAAAAUACCAAGACGUUACAGAGAAGAGAUUCUUUCAUCGGCACUCCGUAUUGGAUGGCCCCGGAGGUGGUAAUGUGCGAAACUUCCAAGGACCGUCCGUACGACUACAAGGCCGACAUCUGGUCCCUCGGGGUAACCCUGAUAGAGCUGGCGCAGGUUGAGCCACCCAACCACGAGAUGAAUCCCAUGAGAGUGCUGCUGAAAAUAGCCAAGUCCGAGCCGCCCACACUCAUGCAUCCCUCUCGCUGGUCAUCAGACUUCAACGACUUUCUGCGGAAAGCACUUGAUAAGAAUGUUGACAAUAGGUGGGGCACACUACAGCUUCUACAGCAUCCUUUUGUCACCAGUGUAACUCAUAGCAGACCUCUCAGAGAGCUCAUAGCCGAGGCCAAAGCUGAAGUCACAGAGGAGAUUGAGGAUAGCAAAGAGGAAGAGGAGGAGGAAGAGCCUGAAACACCUCUGGCGGCUCCUGGGCACAAGCGAGCGCCAUCAGACGCCAGUGUGGCCAGCUCAGAGGACGACAAAGUCCCAGUCACUCCCUCCACGCUGGAAUCUGUUACAGAAAAGACGGAGGCAGAGCCUGCUGAGGACCGGACCAGUGAUAAGCUCUCUGAUGAAGGACUUGGAACAAGUGAGGUAGACAAGACUGAGGAGGAGAAACUAAACGAGGUGUCUGAUGCCAGUAAUGAAGACCUAGCCUCUGGGCUAAUCGAGCCCAGCAAGGACUUUAUCUCACAAGAUCCUACAGAGUCAACUAAACCAGAAGAAGGUCAAGCUGAAGAGAUCCCCGCUGAGCCUGCAGUAUCACAGCCAGACGAACCUGUAGAUACAGCAGAUACACAAAAACUUGUCAAAGAUGCCGAAGAAACAGAGAAGGAACAGGAGGAGACACAAGAAGAGAAAAUAGAGGAUGUUCCUACCCAAGUAAUAGAAGGAGAAGGAGAGACUGAGGAGGUGAAAGAAGAGGAAGAACAAGACGCUGGUACAGAAGAAUCCAGAGAACCACAACAGAAACCUGAAGAUACACCAGAAGAACCAAAAUCCAUAUCAGCAGAAGUGGCACAGGCAGAAGAAGAAAGCAAAGAGCCGGAAGAGGAGACACCUCAACACAAAGUGACAGAGGACAGAAUAGAAGAUACAACUAAUGGCACAGAUGUAAAUAUGGACACAAAGACUAUAGAAUUAAACGUAGUGGACACAAGCAUUAAUGGAGACACGGACACAAAGUCGAGCGUGGAUGAGUCCUCCGCUGAGGUUCUGUGUGAAAAGGAGGCCGCAGAGAGGCAGCCAGAGGAAAAGCCUGAGGAGGCAGAGCAGCCUGAACCAGAGAAGCAGACCACGGGGGAGGUUCAGGAGGAACAGGCCCCAACUGAAUCCACAAAUGGAGUCAGCGAUGAAGUCAAAGACACCUCUAAGGAUUCAGAACAAGUGGUCCCAUGUAAAGAUGUGAAGGAAGAUGAGGAGAAAGCUACUCCCACAGAUGAGAACACUUCUCCAGAUGCUGUCUCUGUCCCGGAAAGUGAGACAGAUUCAGAAAGCAAGAUCGAGCAUGGAAGCCCCGCUGUGAUCAAGCCGGAUUUGGAGAAGGACUCAGACUCUGGAAGCAGCUCUGCUGCUGAUAGCAACAGCCUUGAACUCAAUCUGUCCAUCUCCAGCUUCCUGUCCAAGAGUAAAGAAGGGGGCUCUCUGUCUAUGCAGGAGUCAAAGCGUCAGAAGAAGACUAUGAAGAAGACCCGUAAGUUCAUGGUAGAUGGUGUGGAGGUCAGUGUGACGACAUCAAAGAUACUGACAGAUAACGACACCAAGAGCGAAGAGAUGAGGUUCCUGAGGCGGCAGGAGUUGAGAGAGCUGCGCUUCCUGCAGAAAGAGGAGCAGAGGGCCCAGCAGCAGCUGAGUAACAAGCUGCAGCAGCAGAGAGAGCAGAUCUUCCGGCGCUUUGAACAGGAAACUGCUGCUAAGAAGCGUCAAUAUGACCAAGAAGUGGAGAACCUCGAGAAGAAGCAGAAGCAGACCAUUGAGCGACUGGAACAGGAUCACACCAGCCGGCUCCGAGACGAAGCCAAACACAUCAAAGCCGAUCAAGACAAGGAGCUCUCCAAGUUCCAAAACAUGCUGAAGAACCGGAAGAAAGAGGAGCAGGAGUUCCUACAGAAGCAGCAGCAAGAGCUGGACGGAGCUCUGAAGAAAAUCAUCCAGCAGCACAAACUGGAGAUCACCACUAUUGAGAAAGACUGCCUGAACCACAAGCAGCAGCUGAUGAGAGCUCGAGAGGCAGCCAUGUGGGAGUUGGAGGAGCGCCACCUGCAGGAGAAGCACCAGCAGCUGAAGCAGCAGCUGAAAGACCAAUACUUCCUGCAGAGACACCAGCUGCUGAAGAGGCAUGAGAAAGAGAUGGAGCAGAUGCAUCGCUACAACCAGCGGCUGAUAGAGGAGAUGAAGAACAAACAGACGCAAGAGAGGGUUCGUCUGCCCAAGAUUCAGCGCAGCGAGGCAAAAACCCGCAUGGCCAUGUUCAAGAAGAGCCUCCGCAUCACCGCCACCGCGUCUGUUACGCCUGAGCAGGAGAGAGAGAGGAUAAAACAGUUUGCUUCUCAGGAAGACAAGAGACAGAAGAACGAGAGGCUCCAUCAACACCAGAAACACGAGAACCAGAUGAGAGAUCUGCAGCUGCACUGUGACUCAAACAUCAGGGAGCUGCAGCAGCUACAGAAUGAGAAAUGCCACCUUCUGAUUGAACAUGAGACCCAAAAGCUGAAGGAGCUGGACGAGGAGCACAGCCAGGAGAUAAAGGAGUGGAGAGAGAAGCUCAGACCCAGGAAGAAGGCGUUAGAGGACGAGUUCACACGGAAGCUCCAGGAGCAGGAUGUCUUCUUCAAGAUGAGCGGCGAAUCCGAAUGCCUUAACCCCACCACCCAGAGUCGAGUAUCCAAAUUCUACCCCAUCCCGAACCUGCACAACUCUGGUUUAUAGCCUUUGUGUCUAUCUGUGCUACGAAAACAACAGACAUCCUGUCAAACUUGGCUGCGUUCACCGACUUCCUGGUGGAGUGACAUCACUUCUCUGACCGUUACGGCUAAAAAUGUCUUCACCGCUUAGAUUCCACCGUUAGUGAGCAUGACGUGCCUACACACCGUUCCCUCACUUUAUCAUAUUUUUCUCAUCUUGUUGGGAAAUGUCCAAUGAUAAUAAUAUGCACUUUUUUUGAGCAUGUUCAAAUUUGAAACGCCUGCAGUCGGUAGCGAAGGGCCAAUCAUGUUUCAUCAGAGUUUUGUAAGCACAGCCUGCUACAGUACGAGCGAUCUCCAGUGCCUCCUAUGUUCUUUUCUGCAUUUAAGCCCCUCCCGGUGUUUCAGGGUAAAUAAAGCGCGCGCCCCCCCCCCCCUGAAUGUCUUGCACUUAAAUAACCGGUUAUCUUUUCCACACACAAUCACAAGAUGUUGAGGGAUUUCUAUUUUUUUAUCAUUUCACAUAAACAGGUGAUCAAGACGACUCUGAGAUCUUGUGUUGCUGCAUGUAAGGUAGAGCCAGUUCGAGGGAGAUGUGCUGAUGAGUUAAAAGAAAAAGUCUGUACUUUGUAAGACUGUUGUGUCGUCAAAAAACAGUGCCGUGUUGGGAUUUAAAGGCUGUGAGUUCAAAUGAAGAGGAUGUACUGUGUUGUGUAUGAUGCGCUGAGUGAAAUGUUACAUGUGUGUACCUAGAUAUGAAGUUCAAUCAGAUACUGUGCUUGUCAUGAGGAUUUUACAAUUUUAGAACAAGAAUAUAUCUAUUGCUUUUGCACAUUCAUUUGAGUGCUGUACUCCCACUUAGUUAGACACAGAGGUGACCUGUUAUUAUAUAUAUAUAUAUAAUAUAUAUAUAUAAUAUAUAGAAAAGAAAUCACGGUGAAUGAAAACUAAAGGAAUGUAAAGCUUUUGAUUUGCACUGUUUUGUUAUGAGCUAAUUAAAAUAUAUGCAGUGGUAAAACUGUCAAUGUAUUUUUGACAGUGAGUCACCUUUGUCUCACCCAAUCCUAUUCAAACUCCAAACUAACUGAAUUGUUGAAAUUUCUUUAUUUUUACUGAUAAUUUUACUUUUUUCUUUUUCAAAUAUGCCCUUUAAGUAUUUUAUGAUCACAUCUAGUUUUCUAAACAUGUAAUCCUGAUAUAUCGAUGCUGUAAUCGCUCUUUUCUGUGAGCUUUUUUGCUCUUGUUGAGAAAAGUGUUGUGUGUGAGAGGUAAAUAAUGCUGUAUCUGUAACUGUAUGAGUGUCGAUGUGUGAGGAGACGUCCUUCGCUGUAUUUCAGGAACAAAAAGUAAUGAUGGUUUGACAAAAAGAGAUUUCAUGCUACGUGAUUAGUUUUAUUUUGUGACUGCAUAUCAUGUCAUCAUUUCUGUCUGCUGACAUUAACAUUGACAGUGUUUCAUCAUGAAUGCUGGGUUUUUAUUGGGGUUAUUGGAGACGGUCUUGUAAGAUGCACAAUAUGCCCCUUAGAUUCCAAAUAUUUUUUAUUUUGUUAAGUUACAGCAUUUGGAUAAGUUGUCCUUCUACCACAAUUAAUAUUCUUUUGAUGUCAGAUCAAAUGUAUUUAAAGUGUCUUCAUAAAUUGACAUUUUUUUGUUGUCAAGAAA
Messenger RNA from Cottoperca gobio, 5580 nucleotides. RefSeq names its product STE20-like kinase a (gene slka). The transcript has 18 exons. Gene Ontology annotation, biological process: protein phosphorylation. Gene Ontology annotation, molecular function: ATP binding; protein serine/threonine kinase activity. NCBI's taxonomy places the organism in Eukaryota, Metazoa, Chordata, Actinopteri, Perciformes, Bovichtidae. Bases 440 to 3943 code for a protein of 1167 amino acids. The record is from RefSeq and is a predicted model, not a curated record.